AUGGCAGGCCAGCAGCAGCAGAUCAUCGACACCAUCUUUGGCAUGAAGAGGAAGCUGUUGCGCAGAGACGACUCGGACACAGAAGACGCAGCAGACUCGCCAUUUAGACAAGAUUUGAAGCGCAAGACACGGUACGCGCGCGCCAGCGACCCAGACUUUCUGUCUGACCCUCGUCCGUACAAGAAGCGCGUCGAGCACGCCGGCUACCACAGAUCCAUCCUGCAGCGCAACCCCACGCGAUUCGAUCCCGACGGCGACAUUGUCGAACACGAAGACGAAUACGAGGACGAGGAUGAUCUGGAAGCGGUCGAAGAGAAUCCAUACGGGGACAUACACUUAGAGAAUCUCCUUGCGCCGCUAACUUCCGCCGCUGAUUUGGCGACUCACCCGUCUAUGAGCGUCGUUUACACAUCCAAACACCUCACCAACCUGGCAAACGAAGCGGGCACACUCUCGAGGAAGGAACAGGUCACGAUAUCGCGCGCAAAAGGCCUGCUCACCAAGCUACAAGGCGACUCUACAUUUGCGCCUGCUGCUUUGGCAGCUAUGAACAAUGCGCCGUUUCAGGAACCCUGGGCCAACGGCACAAACUCGGAAUCCCAACAGGCUUCGUACAACGGGAUCCAGAACACGACUGGCAGCGACACAGACGUGAAUAUGGAAGAUGCAGGGCAGUCCAAUGGGGCUCCUCAGGACAACGGCACAAACGGUAGAGGACCUGUAACGAACGGUACAUCUCACAACGUAGACACAGAGCAAGCGCACGAGAACGGCGACUCCCCUGCUGGCGACGAUGCUUCUGAUGCCACAUCGCGAACCGCGCACCGCAUGACGACACGCGCUCGCGCACACGCAACCUCGACACCAUCACCUCCCCUCUCACCCUCGAGCGAUGUGAAUCUAGUACAUCCGCUUUUUACGUUCUCAAUCGAUUCACUACCCGACUGCGAUUUUGGCCUACCAGCUAAUGAGGCCGAGGACGCGCGCAUCGCGCUCAUGGCCUAUGUACAGAAGCAGGAGGAGGUUGCGAGAAUAACAUCUGACCUCUAUCAAGGAAUGCUACAAGCCGACCGUAUGAGGCAGGACGUUUUCAAGUGGGCCAAAGCUGAAGCACAUGUGGGUGAGAUGAGCGAUGGAGAAGACUGGUACGACGCCGAGGAAUGGAGUCUUGACCAGAGCCUCGUGAAGGGGCGCGACGAAGAGGAAGAUGAGACGGCUCUGCCAGGGAAAAAGAGUACAAGACAGAGACGAAAGCCUGAUAAGGAUGACCGAUACCUGAAUUCCAAACUGCGGUUGCUGACCUCACCGAGCCAUGUCUUCUGCACAAACUGCGCCGACGUUACUGGCCUUUCGAGAUCGUCAAAUGCACACAGAACGUGUCCAGCAUGCAAUGCUUCGCUCCAGAACAACGACGACGUAGUUGUCGCCGAUCUUAUGCCGUCUGAGGACUACAAGACGAGUGUAUUGAGCGGUCUCAGCCCUACAAUCAUCAUGGAGUGUGCAAGCAGAGGUCUAGCAUUUCACAGCUACCAAACAUCGCAGGAAAUCAUCUAUCAGGAACAUCUCGCGAAAGGAUUGUCCGAAAAGUACACCACACUCAGCCAGCAAAUGGACCAUCUCAUACACGAUGCGAACUCACAGAUUAAGUUGUUACAAGACAGAAUGCAGGCUAUGCAGGCUGAGCAAACAACCCUCGAGGCGAACAAUCACGAGCUCAGCGACGCCUUUCAAAAGAAGGCUAGAGCACAUCAACAAGCCCAGAAUCUCUACCAAACGUUGAAAGCGCAAGUCAUGGCAUCGCACGUUGCCAACGCCGCAGGCGACGAGGCCGAGAUGACCAUCCAAACUGCUCGUGGUGACCGCUUCAUCGAUCGGGUACCAGGCGCACGAACCGGUUCCGCGAACUUCAACCUGAUGGGUGUAGGCAAUCAGCAAAGCAGACGACAGCACAACCGAGCAGGAAGCGGAAGCUCUGGUAGCAGUGGCCAGCAGCGUGGUGGCGUCGGACUCGGUCCUAUGUACGCGUCUCAAUUGCAAGGGCGUGGGUUGGGUAGCAGAGCCCAUACCGGCCAAUCCGCCCCACUUGGCACACCGUCGCAAGGUCAAUCUCGUUCAAGCCGGCUACCAACUCUCGGCGGAACACGUCAGAACGCUUUCCGAAACCCGGACAUCGGUCCCCCAUACCAAGCUUCGCCGAUCACAAGACAGCCCCUUGGCGGCAAUGCUUCAAGGAACAUGGGCGCCUUUGCGCUCGGGGGCAAGACGUCGAGACGGAGUGGAGGCAUGGCUAACGCAGGGCCGUUGGGACGCUGA
Dothidotthia symphoricarpi CBS 119687 is the source of this 2313-nucleotide messenger RNA. RefSeq lists its product as uncharacterized. NCBI's taxonomy places the organism in Eukaryota, Fungi, Ascomycota, Dothideomycetes, Pleosporales, Dothidotthiaceae. The coding region runs from base 1 to 2313 and encodes 770 amino acids. The transcript is spliced from 7 exons. Gene Ontology annotation, biological process: negative regulation of silent mating-type cassette heterochromatin formation; negative regulation of rDNA heterochromatin formation. Gene Ontology annotation, cellular component: cytosol; Rpd3L complex. The record is from RefSeq and is a predicted model, not a curated record.